This is a messenger RNA of Cynoglossus semilaevis (tongue sole), 4614 nucleotides long. RefSeq names its product cell migration inducing hyaluronidase 2 (gene cemip2). The transcript has 24 exons. The record is from RefSeq and is a predicted model, not a curated record. Bases 375 to 4544 code for a protein of 1389 amino acids. NCBI's taxonomy places the organism in Eukaryota, Metazoa, Chordata, Actinopteri, Pleuronectiformes, Cynoglossidae.
GCGCCUGCUUCCCUCUCUGUGGGACUAGCGACUGAACGACGGACAGACGACAGCCCACCAGCUAAGGGGAAAAACUUCUACAUACACCAUGUGAAGAAAAUGUGUUCAUAAAAAGAGACACCGAGAGCGAAGCAGCGAUAGUGACAGUUUGUUUCCUGCCUCACGAGCUACGGCGCCCGGACAGUGUUUUUAAAAGGCUCGGUAGAGAGCGAAUGGACAGAGGCGGAGCAGGACAGUCUCAUCAACGGUACGAGCUCCGUCUACGUUUAUGUUGACUAUCUAUGUCUGUGUGUGAGAGAACGCGAGAUGCAGGAAUUACCUGAAGAAAGUUCCUAGGUUCAAGAGUUACGUUCAAGGUAGCACACACCUAUACCAUGCCGACGAGUGAUGGCCCCGGUCACUUCCCUGUCUUUGUUGCUCCUCCCAAUGGCAACAUCCAAAGGUCACCAAACUACGUCCCUGGGCGAGUGGCCCCCGUUCGCUUACCACCACCCACCAAAGCUCCACCACCUCCACCUCUAAAACCUCCUGGCCCUCCACCGGAGCGAGUAGCCAGUUUGAACUUGUCAGAGGAGAAACAUCGCAGGGAGCGGGCUCAGAGUCUUCAGCUGAGAAAAAACACACUAAUUUGCUUUGGUGUGUCAGUGGGUGCACUUUUCUUCACUCUCAUUCUCGUUCUGUCUCUCACAAGUGGCGAGAUCUUAGAUGAAAACUGUCCAGACCAUGAUCCAUCUCUCAGCAGCUGGAAUCCAGGCCAUCUACCAGAGAAGGCUGUUUUUGUCAGGCGGGGACAUUUGUUUAGAUUGGAGUCUUCUGCUACUUUUCUUUCAAUAACCAUUCAGUCAGGAGGUAAGGUCGUUUUUGCUGACACUGCUGACGGUUCAAAAAACAUAACCUUGAGAACACACCAUAUAAUCAUAGAGGAAGGUGGAGCCCUUCACAUCGGUGCUCCAAAAUGUCGAUACCGUUCACACGCCACCAUAGCCCUUGUGGGCAGAUCUGAUGACAAAGCAGUCCCGGGGGUCCCUGGAUUGGGUCGCAAGUUCAUUGGGGUUCAGAGCGGUGGAACCCUGGAGCUACAUGGCACAGAGAGGGUUUCCUGGUCUCUGCUGCCCCGAAUCAUCCCUGCCACUGGGCUGGCAUCAGGAGGAUAUGUCUUCCAACGGAACUUCAGCCGAGGCAUCAACUUGCGCGUGGUCGACCAAGACACGGCUGCUGUUCUACUCUCUGAGCGCUACGACACACAUGAUUCCCGCAACGACAGUCGUCAACUGACACAGCUUUUGCGGUCACUACCACAUGGCCGCAUUGUUACUCUAGCUGUUGGAGACUCAGCUGCUAAGAAUUUGUUGGAUGAAACCAAAAUGGCCAUUGAGGAGAAGCUAGGCAGUAGCUUUGUUCAUGAUCUCAAAUACAGGCAGGCCUGGGCAUUGGUUUCCGUCGUCGGUGGUGGUAAUACUUCGUGCACGGAGGAUGUCCGAGAGCAUGAAAAUCACGACACAGGAGGAAGAGCUCUGGUAAGACGCAACUUCACCACUGUGGACGGAGUUGGCUUCUCAGUGACAGCCUACAGUGAAUGGAAGAACGGUUUUGCUAUUUCCGGCUUCCAGGUGGACGCUGUGGACCAGGUGGUGUUAAACCUGCAGGAUGAAGUCCAGCAGACCUGGAAACCAGGCGAUCUUAUUGUAGUUGCUAGUACAGACUAUUCCAUGCACCAGGCUGAAGAGUUCACGCUGCUGCCUUGUCGUCAGUGCACCAGCAGGCAGGUCAAGAUACAAGGGAAACCCCAGUAUAACCAUGUGGGAGAGAUCACAGACGGAGUGGACAUGCGUGCUGAAGUCGCUCUGCUCUCCAGGAACAUCCUGAUCUACGGAGAAAUGGAAAGCUCUUGUUAUGGGUACAACCUCUGCCAGUUCUACAACCAUGACACCUUUGGUGGCCACAUCAAGGUCUUUGGAAACUUCUCAUCAGUGCAUCUGUCCUAUGUCGAGUUAAAGAACAUGGGUCAGCAAGCACAGGAAGGACGCUACCCUCUACAGUUUCACAUGUGCAGCGAUGUCGACCAGAGGGGAGGCUACGUGCAGCCCACGUAUGUGGAUGGACUCUCCAUUCACCACUCCUUCUCUCGCUGCCUCACCAUCCAUGGCACCAACGGUUUGCUGGUGAAGAACACUGUAGGAUACGACACCUUAGGUCACUGUUUUUUCCUUAAAGACGGAAUCGAACAGCGCAACACUUUCUUUCACAACCUUGGCCUGAUGACGAGACCUGGAACUCAGUUGCCCACAGAUCGCAAUGACACAUUGUGCACCAGCAUCAAGGACAAAGUCUACAAGGGCUACACUCCAUCUCCCAGUACCGAGUGCAAGGCAGUCUCUACAUUCUGGAUCACCAACCCCAACAACAAUCUCAUCAGCAACGCUGCUGCUGGUUCUCAGGACGCUGGCAUAUGGUUUGUGUUUUACAGCUCGUCCACUGGAGACUCUCACGGCCUUGAAGCAGAGACCAAAGCAGAGCUCACUCCACUGGGGAUUUUUUACAACAAUCGUGUCCACUCCAACUUUAAGGCUGGACUGUUCAUUGAUAAAGGAGUGAAGACAACAAACGCCAGUGCUGCUGACCCCAGGGAAUAUCUGUGUCUGGACAACAGUGCCAGGUUCAGACCACACCAGAACGCUGACCCCAGCCGACCUCGAGUGGCUGCUAUCAUCGACACACUAAUUUCCUUUAAGAACAAUGACCUUGGCGCGUGGAUCCGUGGUGGUGACAUCAUCAUUCAGAAUUCUGGCUUUGCAGACAAUGGAGUGGGACUAUCCUUUGCCAGCGACGGCAGCUACCCCAAGGAUGAAGGCUCCAGCCAGGAAGUGACACAGUCGCUGUUUGUGGGCGAGAGUCAAAACAGAGGAACCAAUGGGGGACAGAAUAAAUACUGGGGACCUGGAGGAGCUGAUGCAAAGAUGAGGACGCUGCCGAGAAACAGGACGUUCCCUAUAAGAGGUUUCCAGAUCUACGAUGGUCCAGUUCGGCUAACACAGACCACAUUCCGUGGAUUCAUUCCUUCACCAGAGCGUUACACCAGUGCUGUGGGCUUCAACCUAAAGAACACCUGGCAGCUCACCCCAAGAAAUAACUUAUCUCACAUCAGUUUCCACUCCACAGUGGGUCUUCGGACCUUUUUCGGUCGCCCAGGGCAGUGGUUUGAAGAAAACGAUCUGGACGGUGACAAGAACUCCAUCUUCCAUGAUGUGGACGGUUCAGUAACAGGCUAUACUGACAGCUACGUGGGCAGAGCAGACAACUACCUGAUCCAACAUCCUGACUGUGUGCACAAGUCCCAGUGGAACGGAGUGAUCUGCAGCGGCCACUACUCUCAGGUGUACAUCCAGACACAGGGAGCUCCAAGCCUCAGUUUAUCCAUCAGCAGAGAUGAAUAUCCUAACGCUCCUCUGGUACUGAGAGGGAUCAACAGCCAGGGGGCGAUGUCUCAGCAGUACCAGCCCAUUCUGAUGAUGAGCAAGAGUUACACCCUGCACUGGAGUGGACCUGCACCCAGAGAGGUCGUUCUCUCCCUCAUCAACUUUGACAAAGAUCACUGGGUGUUGGUCGGACUCUGUUACCCAUCAGAAACCACCUUCCAGAUCAUGUCCGACAUCAAUGACAGGCAGAGCAACACCUUUAUUGAUCUGACAGAUUAUGGCACUGUGUCAUCGUUGCAAGAGCUGCAGAUGAAGCCCAUGGAUAGAAAGUACUUCUUUGAGCCGUCAGUUGGCUUGUUGUGGCUCUACCUCCGAGCUCGUCACGGCCGUGACGGUCACAGCUACUGUUCGGUGAAAGGCUGCGAAAGAGUAAAGAUCCUCGCAACCACAUCGUCCAAACAGACCUGUAACUGCACGGCUAAAGCGUAUCCCAAAUACUCCAAGGGUCCGUCGGCGGCAGUGCCGAUGCCAGCAGCCAACACUCAGCCCUGUGAAGACUGUGGUGCCAAACAGCUGGUGUUCUCCAGCGAGCCGUGGAACAUCUACCUCCAGACUAUAAUCAAGUCUCUUAGCAACAAAGAGCAGCAGAGAGGAGAUAACAACUCCUUCAUCACGGUAAAUGGGGUGACCUUGUUCUUCUCUCAGCCUGGCUAUUUCCUGGUCUCAGUGGACGCUUGCUCUGGAAAAGUUACCAAGAGAACCUCAUUUUCCAAAGUGGAUACCAAGAUGCAACAAUACCUUAAAACUGGAAUACCAAAGAGGUCAAUCGUGCUCAUGGCAACUCGAGGUCAGCCCGACGACUUUACUGUUGUAGCUCCGUAUUUAGUUUCCUUCGGAGUGGCCAAAGUUCCUAGUCUGAACAGUAAAGAGAGUCUGGCACUGUGGGGAUUCCUGGGUGGCUUGUCACCUCCUGCAUGGGUUUCUCUACAGGCCGGACAGGGCAACGACUUCCUGGGUUCUCAGGAACGUUAUUUAUCCCUGGGUUUGGAUUCGUACGGCUGCACCGCACCCACAACUCAAACACGCAAAGACUUGGAUCUGCUCCGAAAGGCCACGGGACUUCAGUGACACAAUGUGAACGAUACGACUUACCUACACGUGCAGCACUCUUACACACACACACACACACACACACACA